UUGCUCCGUCGUUAAUCUUCCUGAGAACCGUUCAAAAGGAACAUAUAAUCAUAUAUUGCCUCGGUCGCCCUCUUCCUUGCGCACUAUUUGUACACUCAGUACGCAGUCUAAACUGCCUUUGUUUCAUCCUCUUUCCUUCUGCCAUUUAUUGUUACACCUCCACUAAUACUCAAUAUGGAAAUGUUGUCCCUAAAUAUAUCAACCUACUCGAAACCAUCCGAGUAUCAGGUCUCGAAAUUGCCCACUCCAACGCUAGUCAACUCAAAGGAUGUGAUAGUCAAGGUAUACGCCGCUAGCAUCAAUCCUAUUGACGUCAAGAGAGCCGAUGGCGCUUUGAAACUCGCUGUGAAAGACCCUUUUCCCUACAAAAUUGGCUACGAUUGUGCCGGCGUUGUUCAAGAAACUGGGCAAGAUGUAAUAAAGUUCAAGGUCGGAGACGCUGUGUAUAUUAGACUCCCUGAAGUUUCCCGGGGAUCAUGCAGCGAAUUUAUCAGAUGCUCUGAGGAACAUAUCGGUCUUAAGCCGCCAUCGCUGUCUUUCGAGGAAGCAGCUUCAAUGCCAUUAGCCGCAAUGACCGCCCUCCAGGCUCUUCGCCUAUAUCGUGGUGACCUUGCCGGAAAAACUGUCUUUGUGCCUGCUGGAUUGAGCGGGACCGGCUUAUUUGCAUGCCAACUUGCCAAACAUGUAUUCCAUGCGGGUAAGGUCAUCACUACUGUAUCGACCGCAAAAAUCUCAAAAUUAAAAGAACUCCUGGGCGAAAACACUAUUGAUCAGGUGAUCGACUAUACGAAUUCCGACCCCAGGGAUGUGAUUGAACAUGGAACAAUCGACUUUCUCUUUGACACCGUUGGCCUUUCUAUGGAGCUAUUGUGUCUGAUGCGGCCAGGAUCGAGCCGUAUUGUAUCAGUCUCUACUCUACCUUCUGGAAAUCAGCUACAGGCUUCACCUCUCAUGGACCUGCCUCAUAAACCCACUAUUCCGUUCGCCUUUCGGAUGGGACUCAAUCUCGCUGAUCAGGUUCGAAAGGUCAGAGCACGCCGUUAUAAGACAGAGUAUUCCUACAUGUUUCUCGUAUCGUCUGGCAAGGACUUGGAUGAACUGACGCGGUAUGUCGAAGAUGGGAGACUCAAAACAGUGGUGGGAUCAGUCGUCGACUUGCAAGACAUUGAAGCCGUGAGAAAGGCUUGUGGGACUGUUUACAGCGGUCGGGGAGGAUUGGGGAAGCUGGUAAUCCGCGUUCGCGGGUCCGAGUAGCGACCUUUCAUCUUUUAUCGUGUCGACGGGGGGUUUAUGGGGGUAUGCGGCACGUGGCCUUUCAGACGAUGCACCACGCUUCGCCUCAUUGUUAUAAUAGACUUAGUAAUUCUUGUUGUUCCUGCCAUAAGGUGGCUUGGAUGUGUU
Molecule: messenger RNA, 1401 nt
Organism: Aspergillus eucalypticola CBS 122712
Lineage: Eukaryota; Fungi; Ascomycota; Eurotiomycetes; Eurotiales; Aspergillaceae
Product: NADP-dependent oxidoreductase
Exons: 5
Coding region: 175-1254 (359 amino acids)
Cellular component (GO): mitochondrion
Molecular function (GO): oxidoreductase activity
Source: RefSeq, a predicted model, not a curated record